AUGGAGGGCAUGGUUUUUCACGGGCUCACUGGUUUCUAUAGGACCAGAAUUCCAAACUAUGGGAAUAGAGCUCUCAGUUCUAAGAUAGAUGAGAGUUUUGCUGUUAUUGGCAUAAAGCUAAACAUUCACUCCACCAGUGAGCUGAAAGAUAGAGGUAGAAGAGGUAAGGUUGUGGCUUUGCCAUCACUGAGUCACAAAACGGACUCCAUUCAAACAGACAGAAGUGACCUGGGUCCCAAACCUAUAGUUCCUCCUACUGAUCCAUCUGGAAAACCCAUAAUAUCUUCAGCCAGUGACUUCCAGAGUAUCCUGUCCACUGCAAAAGUCCAGACUGAUAAGGGACAUGAUGAGCUCAAGAUGGCAGGGCAGGCCUCAAGAAGUGAAAAGGAUAUGCUUGUUUUGGUAGCAGAGGCAAAAAAGAUCAAGGCAGAAUUUGAGAGCGUGAGAAAGAUGCUGAAGGAGAUUGUUGAGAAGCAGCAGAGCCAGAUCAUGGAGAGAACUUAUCAUCUUAAAGAAGGGGGACAGCUGAACAGACUGAGAUGUCUCAGUUUUAUUCAGAAGACCAAGCAGAGGGAGGAAGACCUCAGUUUAGCAAGAGCACGUCUGUACGAGCUCAAGGAGAAGAAGCUGGAGCAACUGAAAAUCACUGGGUCUCCAAUCAAGUAUAAGUAA
Messenger RNA from Pelobates cultripes (western spadefoot toad), 672 nucleotides. NCBI's taxonomy places the organism in Eukaryota, Metazoa, Chordata, Amphibia, Anura, Pelobatidae. The record is from the annotation of a GenBank genome assembly.